UGCCUCAUUCUUAACUUAAGGAAGGGUUUCCAUUGUGAAACCCUAGCCGCCACUAGGAGACUUCUCUCUCCUCGGUCAUGUAUGCUUGAAAAUGGCAAAGUUUCAGAGUGUGGCAGGUUUGCUCAGUCAUGGUAUGCCGAUUUUGGGCAAAGCAUUAAUUGUUUUGCCCUCUCUCCACCAUAUCGCAACCAAACAGGUUGUGAGGUUGAGAAGCAAAAGUGGUCUCCAAAGGUCCAUUCUCGAUGACGGGCUGCACUUCAAAAAGGUUUAUGUGAUUUAGAAGUGAUCGGAAGAAACCAAGCGAAAAUAAAGUCAAAAAGAGGCCAAAUUGGACAAAAACUGCACAGUUUUGCAAAACUGUCAAAAGUGGACAGUUUUGCAAACACGGGACAGAUUUGCAAAAAGGGGCAGAACUGCAAAAACGAAAAUCUGGGGCAUAUUUUGUCAUUUUUUGGACUUGGAAAAAUGGGGGAAACAUAAAAGGAAGACUUGGGGGAAAAUUUUAUCAUCUUUGGCAUAACACAUAAACUUGGAGGCUAGGGUUUCAUCACCAACACCAUUGGAGGAGAAGAUUGAAAGCACUUUAAUGAGAUAUUUCUUAAUCCUUUCUUCAAUUCCUUGUUUUGUGUUGAAUAUUUAUGUGUGUAGUAUUUCAUUUCAAUAUUUGAACCUUGUUUAUGGAAGUAUACAUUGUUUAAGUUUGGAUUGAAUCUCUUGUUUUGCUUAUGUGUUGAAUGAUUUUAUUCCUAAUGAAGUGGGUUAUUGUUUCUUUAAUUAAUCUCAUUUUGAAUGAUUCUUAAGGGAGUAGCUAACCCUAAGACUUGCCCAUUUAUUUCGAUUUAAAUUCGGAAGAGGAAAACUCGGAAUUGGGAAAGAUUAAUUAACAAGAAUUUGGGGUGUUAACCCUCAUCUAAUGGAAAUCGACCUAGGGAUAGGCGACACCACUUGUAGCCAUAUUCGGGUGUUCUUAAUGCUCCUAAUUGCUUUAGGGAUAUUAAAUUAGGUAGUCUAGCUAGUCUUCGGAAGAAGCUAAUUUAGAGUCAUUAUCCGAGGCUAAGUAAUAUAAACUCACCAUUAUUUGUAAAUCAUGAAGUACAUUGGAUCGUUACUUGAGCGUAGUUUCCCUUGUAUCCAUGCUUGUGGCCAUUGAUCAUUUUACUUGCUUUCUAGGUUAGUUUAUAUUUUUGCAUUAGUUAUACUUUUCUCCAAAAACUAAAAUAUUAUCUACUGUUUGGCAUAGCUAUUAUUGGUGAUAAUUCCUACUUUUCCUAAUCGCCUAUAUAUUGUUCUCUGUGGGAUUCGACCCCGACUCAUAGUUGGGUAAAUUAUAUUCGCAUACGACCGUGCUCAUUCUAAUUAAUAGGGUGGAUUUGAACGUUAUCAAAAAUGGCGCCGUUGCCGGGGAACAAUUUGGCGUAUUUGGGUUAGUUUAGGAUUUAAGCUAACUUGCUUUGGUCCAAACUUUCUUUGCUUUAUUUUAUCUUUAAAAAAAAAAAAACUGACCAGUUUGUGCUAAACUGCACAGUUUCUGCAGAACUGUCCAGUUUUUGCAAAACUGUCCAGUUUUUGCAAAACUGUCCAGUUUUUGCUUCUGCAAAACUGUCCAGUUUCUGAAGAACUGUCCGGUUUUUGCAGAACUGUCCAGUUUUUGCUUCUGCAGAACUGUCCAGUUUUUGCUUCUGCAAAACUGUCCAGUUUCUGCUUCUGCAGAACUGUCCAAAAAAAAAAAUGGCAUCAUAUAAUGAAAAUUGGUUGGAUGGUAGUUGUUCAUACUUUGAUGACCCUUUUCCCUAUUGUGGAGGACCCCACUCUUGGCAAAAUUGUUUAAAGUCUCUCGGGGGAGGAUUGUGCGCACAAUCUCGAACCCAUGAGUGGAGCAUAUGUGAUAGAUGUGGUGGUCAAAAUGACCAUUGGGCUAAUUGUGCUUAUGUGUCCUUCCCUUCCCCGAACCCCCACUAUGACGAUUCUACUUUUUGUUGUGACAAUGAUAGGGAAAUGGAAGUGGAAGAAGUUGAGAAUGGACAAAAUGGAGAGUUCAAGCUCAAGAUGGAAUGCCUACUUAAAGGAGGAAAUGAAAAGCAAAAAGCCUUGGAGGAAUACUUGGAAACUAGUCUCCAAAAUGGCUUGAUGAAUGAAUACAAAAACCUUCCGUGGGCAUUUGAACAAAAUCAAGAAGAAUUCUCAAAUGCUCAAUAUGAGGAGAGAAUGCCCAUGUUGGAGGCCAAUCGUGAAAAGGAGGAAUCAAGAAUUGAAAAUCCUCCAAACGAAUCCAUUUUCAUUAGAGAUGCCAAAGAAGAAAAGAAAUUGGAGUCAACCGUUGUCUUGAGAAAAAUGAUGGAAGUUGACUCUAGUUUGGGGGAAAAUGAGAAUGUCAAAAUCCGGAAAAAUUUGCAAAUUGGGAGGUUGAAGUCUCACUCCAAGCAUUUUUCAACAUUGGAUUUGUAUGGUGAUAUGGGAAUUGAGCCACAUACAUCCAUGUUGGAUGGUGAAGAAGAAAGACAAGUGUCUUACAUCUUGCAAUUCGAAAGAGUAAGAAGGCAAAAUGACAUUCCUCAUUUAAAAGCCAAGAAGUGCAAAAUGAAGAAAUUAACGUUUGGCUUGUUCAUCUACUUACCACCGCCCCAUGAGCGUCAUCAUGAUCUUGAUUCAAAGUUGGAGCGCAAAUUCAUAUCUUCCAAAUGGAAGGAAAAGUGGUAAAGGUUUAUGUGAUUUAGAAGUGAUCGGAAGAAACCAAGCGAAAAUAAAGUCAAAAAGAGGCCAAAUUGGACAAAAACUGCACAGUUUUGCAAAAAGGGACAGAUUUGCAAAAAACGGGCAGAACUGCAAAAACGAAAAUCUGGGGCAUAUUUUGUCAUUUUUUGGACUUGGAAAAAUGGGGGAAACAUAAAAGGAAGACUUGGGGGAAAACAUUAUCAUCUUUGGCAUAACAUAUAAACUUGGAGGCUAGGGUUUCAUCACCAACACCAUUAGAGGAGAAGAUUGGAAGCACUUUAAUGAGAUAUUUCUUAAUCCUUUCUUCAAUUCCUUGUUUUGUAUUGAAUAUUUAUGUGUGUAGUAUUUCAUUUCAAUAUUUGAACCUUGUUUAUGGAAGUAUACAUUGUUUAAGUUUGGAUUGAAUCUCUUGUUUUGCUUAUGUGUUGAAUGAUUUUAUUUCUAAUGAAGUGGGUUAUUGUUUCUUUAAUUAA
Lycium barbarum (goji berry) is the source of this 3185-nucleotide messenger RNA. RefSeq lists its product as uncharacterized. The transcript is spliced from 4 exons. The record is from RefSeq and is a predicted model, not a curated record. Bases 1729 to 2697 code for a protein of 322 amino acids. NCBI's taxonomy places the organism in Eukaryota, Viridiplantae, Streptophyta, Magnoliopsida, Solanales, Solanaceae.